AUGGAUUUGAAAAACUUGAUCUCACGCACGCCUGAAGAGGAGGGAGAGGUUGUACCUCAACCGAAAAGUAGAACACCGUCGCAACCAAGGUUGUCAAUCCAUAGUCUUAUGAAUGAAAGCACAAACAAUACUCUUUCAGAAAUUCCAAAACCUUCGAGCAUCGAAUCAGUCAAUGGAGAGCCCACACUGCUACAGAAAACAGCACCGUUUUUGCCAACGGAUUCAACUGGCAUUAAAACCGAACAACUAGAAGAAUCUGUCAAGGAAGAAGUGAAGGCUGAGACAGGAAAACCUAUCAUGCAAGCUCUGAACUCUACCGAAAGCCAAAAAGAAAUUGACAAUAAUCGUAUAAAGAGUCGCAGUAGCAUUAGCGUCUUAACUAAUGAUACUGAUGUCUCAACUGAGCCUAAGCCCCCUGUACCGGAGACGGUUGAAAGUGUCAGUGAAAGAGUUAAAGAAGAGAGGGAGGAAAAGAAGGAACUGUCUGCCGUAGUACAAAGUGCCAGUGAAACUCCACAGCUGGAGAAUAACAUUCAUGAUCAAAUAAAGAGACUUGAGUUGCUUAAGCAGAAACAGGAGGUUGAGGAAGAUGACUCUAAUAACGAUGGAAAGCCCAAGAGGUACAGGCAAAAACCUACUUGGGCUCAAGACUACAUCCCUACUAUAAACCGUCCUGCUGGUCUAACCAAAUCUGGACAAGGUAGUUUUAAAAAUGAUACCUCAGCUCGUAACAUUUCUAAGCUUGAGAUUCCAUCAUUAACAGGAUUGAUUCCUAGAAACGACUUCAAUAAGCUAGUCACAGAAUGGAUUUGGGCAAACAUCGAAGGUAUUAAACAGGAUUAUACUGAAGUUCCUAACAUCCAAGAUUAUAUUGAGCUAGAGCUAAAGUUAGGCAACAUUUGGGAUAAAGUAAAGGACACCCGUAUCCAGUUACCUGUAAACACAGAAUGUGUGGUUGCCACUGACUAUAUUAACCAGGAAUGCUUCUUCAAAGCAGGCAUCACUCUAGAUAACUAUAAUGACACAAAGGCGUACAUGAGUAAGAUCAUGCAAGAGGCAGCAGAACAACAACAGCAAGGCAGAGGCAAUGCCAAUAACAAGUUUGUGAUUGAGAAUUCACACGUUGUUGAUUUGAUUGCUAGCGAUUCCAGGAGGAAUGACAAGCCAAUAUCUGGCCGUGUUAGUUUGGACAUAAAGACCAAAAGGAAAACGAACAGUAUAACAAAACAACGUAUUUCUGAUUUGUUCUUAUACUUUCCAAAUACUCUAUACGAUUUGCGUUUAUCUCUGUCUGUUGAAUUGCCGAAUGAACUAAACGACGCAGCUUUUGAGAUUUUUAAAAAACGGGUUUCAAUGGAAAGAGAAAAGGAACGUAUUUCCUACAUUCACCAAGCCACAUUCACUAGAGUAGAUCUUACCAAAAUCAAGGAGAAAAAUAAUAGAAUACCUAAAUAUGAACUCGAAUUGGAAAUCAACACUAAUGCGCUACUUCGAAGCAUGGAUAACGUGAUGGAUGAUCCGUUGUAUUAUGUUGAUCUUGUGCAAGCCUUCCUUGAUAAUGGACGGCUAAUUACUAGACACUUGUCCCAACAACGCCAAUGA
Messenger RNA from Pichia kudriavzevii, 1602 nucleotides. RefSeq lists its product as uncharacterized. The coding region runs from base 1 to 1602 and encodes 533 amino acids. The record is from RefSeq and is a predicted model, not a curated record. NCBI's taxonomy places the organism in Eukaryota, Fungi, Ascomycota, Pichiomycetes, Pichiales, Pichiaceae. Gene Ontology annotation, biological process: polynucleotide 5' dephosphorylation; 7-methylguanosine mRNA capping. The transcript has a single exon. Gene Ontology annotation, cellular component: mRNA capping enzyme complex. Gene Ontology annotation, molecular function: polynucleotide 5'-phosphatase activity.